CGGAGGAACCGACACUGAGCCACCGACCAGGCCUUCGCUCCUUCCCCGCUCAGAGCGCCGCGCACAGCCGCCGCGAUGGAGGCGGUGCCCCGGAUGCCGAUGAUCUGGCUGGACCUGAAGGAGGCGGGCGAGUUCCCGUUCAGCCCGGCCGUCAGGCAGUUCAUCUUGAAGAACUACGGAGAGAAUCCUGACAACUACAACGAGCAGCUGAAGAAGCUGGAGACUCUGCGGCAGGGAGCAGUGAACGUGACGAGGGAUUUCGAAGGAUGCAGCACGUUGAGGAAGUACUUCGGUCAGCUGCAUUACCUCCAGAGCCGAGUUCCCAUGGGGCCGAGCCAGGAGGCUGCUGUGCCCAUCUCAUGGACUGAGAUCUUCUCUGGAAAAACAGUCACUCAUGACGACAUCAGCUACGAACAGGCCUGCAUCCUCUACAACCUGGGGGCCCUGCACUCCAUGCUGGGAGCCAUGGACAACAGGGUGUCUGAGGAGGGCAUGAAGGUGUCAUGUACCCACUUCCAGUGCUCAGCUGGAGCCUUCUCCUACCUGAGAGACCAUUUCAGCCACAACUUCAGUGUGGACAUGAGCCACCAGAUCCUGAACCUUAACAUUAACCUCAUGCUGGGUCAGGCUCAGGAGUGUCUUCUGGAGAAAUCCAUGUUGGACAACAGGAAGAGUUUCCUCGUUGCCCGUAUCAGCGCUCAGGUGGUGGAUUACUACAAAGAGGCCUGCAGGGCUCUGGAGAACUCAGAGACGGCCUCCAUGCUGGGGAAGAUCCAGAAGGACUGGAAGAAACUGGUUCAGAUGAAGAUCUACUACUUUGCUUCCAUUGCACACCUUCACAUGGGAAAACAGGCGGAGGAGCAGCAGAAGUACGGAGAGCGGUUGGCGUACCUGCAGAGCUCCAUGGACAAACUCAGUGAAGCCAUCAAGCUGGCGAAGGGUCAACCUGACAGUGUGCAAGAGGCCUUGAGGUUCACCAUGGACGUUAUUGGUGGAAAGUUCAAUUCAGCCAAAAAGGACAAUGACUUCAUCUAUCAUGAGACAGUUCCUUCUCUGGAAACUCUGGCCUCAGUCAAAGGUGCACCACUGGUCAAAGCUCUCCCAGUCAACCCAACAGAUCCCACCGUCACCGGACCAGACCUGUUCUCUAAGUUGGUGCCGAUGGCUGCACAUGAAGCGUCUUCUCUUUACAGUGAGGAGAAGGCCAAGCUGCUGAGGGACAUCAUGGCCAAGAUAGAAAUCAAGAACGAAACACUAGAGCAGUUCAUGGACUCCCUGGGCUUGGAGCCGGAGUCUGUGGACAACCUGGACAUGUACAGUCACAUCCCCCCCGUCCUGAUGGAGAAAUGUGCGGCGCUCAGUGUCCGACCCGACACCGUCAAGAGCCUCAUCCAAUCCAUGCAGGUGCUUUCAGGCGUCUUCACUGAUGUGGAGUCUUCACUGAGGGAGAUCAGAGACGUCCUGGAGGAGGACGAGACCGGCGAGCGAGUCCUGCAGGAGGUCGGCGGCCCCUCCGCGGGCGACGUGCACCCGGCAGCACAGGGCCAGGCUCUGGCUGAGAUCCACCGGGACCUGGAGAAGUACAUGGAGGCCCACGAGAAGGCCAGCUUCACCAACACGGAGCUCCACCGGGCCAUGAACCUGCACAUCAGCAACCUGCGUCUGCUGGGGGGGCCACUGGAAAGUCUGAGAGAGGCCCUGCCCCGGCCCCAACUCAGUGAAGAGGAAGUGGCCGGGCUGCAGUGCAUGAAGCGGAUCCUUGGGAAGGUCCAGGAGAUGAGAGAACAGAGAGGCUCUUUGGAGAAGCAGCUCCGUGACCUCAUCCAGCACGACGACAUCACCUCCACCCUCGUCACCACGGAGCGGGCGGACAUGAAGCGCAUAUUUGAGGACCAACUGAAGAAGUACGAGCAGGUGAAGGUUUACAUCGAGCAGAACCUGGCAGCUCAGGAGAACAUCCUGAAGGCCCUGACGGAGGCUAAUGUCCAGUACGCCUCGGUUCGCAAGGGCCUGAUCCAGACGGAGCAGCAGUGGAACGGCACCGUCCAGGGCCUGGUGGGCUCCUACGAAGCCUACGAGGACCUGAUGAAGAAGUCCCAGGAGGGGAAGGAGUUCUACGAUGACCUGGAGGCCAAAGCGUCCCGGCUGCUGGAGAGGUCGAAGGCCUUGUGUCACACGAGAACCGAGGCGAGGAAGCCCGUGCUGGAAAAAGAGACCCAGAAGAAGCCCCCAGCUCGACCCACCGCAGCAAAGCCCUCCCUGAUGCCAAAGAAUCCAGAUGACGACUCUGCCUGCUCGAGCCUGGACGACCCGGAACUGGCCCAGCUCAGUGCAGCCAUAUUGGCCCUGGGAGGUGACCUACCGGAGGAGCUCCGCAGCCUCCCCCCCGACAUUCCCUCCCUCACCACCUCUCGUCAGCCCGGCCCUGAAGCCUACAUCCCCCCCGGUGUGAACCUGGGUGGCAGCAGCUCUCUGCCUUGGCCUGGUGCUCAAGCUGCCGGUCACCCUCGCUUCCCGGCCAACCUGCCACCUCCGGAACUUUUGGCACGGAUCGCUCAGUUUCCCACUUCAGGAGCUUUGCCACAUGGACACCUUCCCCAGAUGCCUCCACAAAUGCAGACAGUGGCAGGUUAUCGGCCACCGCCUCUUCAUGCUCCCCAGCCGACACCAGUCCGACCCUCGACCACCACUGUGGACAGCAUUCAGGCCCCGAUCCCCAGCUACGCCCCGACACCCCACCACCCGCACCCAGCUGGCUACGCUGUCCCGCCACAGAUGGGGGCCUAUCCCCACUUUAUGCCCCAACCAGGGAUGCAGCUUCGAGGCCCAAGCCAAACUCCUGCACCCCAACCACAGCAGCAGAAACAUCCACAGCACUACCCCCAAGCCAUGGGGCAACAGCUGCCUCAGGGCUAUCAGCCUGCACCAAUGCCCGGCCCUCACCUCCAGGCCCAGCAAGGCUACCCUCAUGGAUAUAUGCCCCAGCAGCCUGGUGUUCCUCCACAGUACCAGCAGGCAUUCCCAGGACAGAUGCAAAAUGGCUUCCAGCCGAGACCUCAGUUCCCACAAGGCUAUCAGACUCCGCAGGGCUAUGGGCCCCAGCAGCACCAUCAGAUGAUGCCAGGCUCCAUACCAAGGCCUCCUCAAACUGCACACCCACAAAUGCCUGCAACAUCUCAGCCAGCUCCCCCCGGGUCACAGCCCUACCUGCCCCAUCCCAACCAACAGAUGCCCAUGGGCCUCCCUCACCAACACAUGUUGCCACACCAGCAACAACAAAUGUCAAUGCCCCCCAAUGCCCAGCAGAUGCCACCACACCCACAGAUGCAGAUGCCAGGAGGUCCCAGACCCCAGAUGCCCCCCACAAGUCAGCCAAUGGCGCCCGUCUCACAGAACUACAUGCCCCCCACCAGUCAGCACAUUCAUCCUGCAAUGCACCCACAGAUGCCCCCUGCCUCACAACCUCAUAUGGUCCCUGGUCCUCAGGUCCACAUGCCAAGGGGCCCUAUGCCACAAAUGCCCCCCGGUGCACUACCCCAACAGCAUCAGCAGCAUCACCCCCACCCCCACCCCGGGCAGCCUCCUAUACCAAACAUGCCCCAGCAGCCUAUUCGGAUGCCCGGCCAGCCCCAGGCUCAGCCCCCUCACUCUGGGGGAGUGUGCUACCCAGGAGGGGCUCCGAUGAUGCCUCAGCAACCCCUGGCCCCUCAGCCUGCUCCCCCCCAACCUCAGGUCCCACUCCCCAUGAUUCAUCCACAGCCUUCUACUAUGUACCCUUCAGCUCCAGGACCUAAUGUACCUGCAAGUGCCCCACAGCAGCCCACUGCCAUGGGACCCCUUGGUCCACAUGCUCCCUCUGCUCAGCACAUGAUCCAGCCCUCCCCUGCUCAACCACCCGUCCCUCCUUCCCCUUCACCUUCCCCCUCUCCAUCUCCCUCCCCAGGCCCUACAUCUCUGGGUCUGAGACCCACACCAGCCCCCACCCCCGGAGGCACAGCACCACCCACUCUUCCCUCUCCCUCUGCUGUCUCUCCCUCCACUUCGCUUUUUCAACGGCAGAACUCGAGCACAGACGACCUCCUCUCCUCGAGCCCAGAGAGCCAACCCGGAGGCCCCAAGGCCCCGACCAAUGUCCUGCAGCCGACUAAAGCUGACCCACAGGACGGGGAGCGUCGGAAGAAAAGCACCCAGGCGGUUCUCCUGAUCCAGGGCGACCCGUACCAAGCCCCAGAGCGUGUGGCCCGGCUUCAUGGUGAACUGGAACGUUACAGAGCCCAAGUAGAUGCCCUGGAGCACCCCACUGAAACUGAGGGCGGCCUGUCAGUGCUGGACGCCCGCUGGAAGGAGCUCCAGGAGCAGCAGGAGAAAGACGCCCGUCAGCUGUCCAUCGCCAUCGCCCGCUGCUACACCAUGAAGAACCGUCACCAGGACGUCAUGCCCUACGACCUCAACCGCGUGAUGCUGCAGUCCGGCAAAGACGACUACAUGAACGCCAGCUACGUGGAGGACUUGUCCCCGUACUGCCCCCGCCUUAUUGCCACUCAGGCUCCCCUCUCCGGCACAGCAGCAGACUUCUGGCUGAUGGUGUACGAGCAGAAGGUGUCUCUGAUCGUCAUGUUGGUGUCGGAGCAGGAGCUUGAUAAGGGAAAAGUUCUGCGCUACUUCCCCACAGAGCGCGGCAAGCAGGUCGCUCAGGGACCAAUCACACUCAGCCUGACCACGCAGAAGACGGCACCGACCCACGUGGAGCGAAUGAUCAGCCUGCAGUACCGCGACCAAAGCCUGAAGCGCACCGUCGUCCAUCUGCAGUUCACCUCCUGGCCGGAGCUGGGUCUUCCUGAGAGCAAGAGCAACCUGCUCCGAUUCAUCACGGAGGUCCACGGGCACUACCUCCACCAGAGGCCCUUACACACACCUGUUGUGGUGCACUGCAGCUCGGGGGUGGGACGCACCGGCGCCUUCUGUCUGCUGUACGCGGCGCUGCAGGAGCUGGAGGCGGGAAACGGGAUCCCAGAUCUGCCCGUGCUGGUGAAGAAGAUGAGACAGCAGAGGAAGAACAUGCUCCAGGAGAAGCUGCACCUGAAGUACUGUUACGAGUCCGUGUUGAAGCACGCGGAGAACGUCCUGCAGCGCCACGGCAUCACCACCGCCACCUGCAGCAAGAACACCAACGCUGCAGCCACCAAGCCUUACUCGAGACAGGAGUCGCAGCAGGAUAUCGUCCUGGGCGGAGACAUGCCCAUCAGCUCCAUCCAAGCCACCAUCGCCAAGCUCAGCAUCCGGCCGCCCAGCGCCACCGACCCGGCCAUGGAGCAGGCUGAGGAGCCGGCUGGUUCCAUCUUACCCGACCUGGACUCUCUGGGGACAGACAUCCAGCUGUUCCAGGACGCCGACCUGCCGACAGAUACCCACCCCCCUUCCUCCUUCAGCCCACCCCUCUCCUCACCUGCCCACUCUCCACCUCCUCCCAACGGCCUGGACGUCAUCUCCCCCUCCCCUCCUGCAGAGGCUGUGCCGAGCGCCGUCCCACCCCCCGCUUCCUCUGCUCCCUCGUCCCUGGAUCUUCUGGCCUCGAUGACGCCAGAGGCCUUCUCCAUGGAGGGAGGGGGCCGGGGGAAGCAGCGGGUGACCAGGCAGAGCUUCCUGCAGCCGGUGGAGGGUCAGGGUCUCCACGGGACUCGGGGAGAUAAAGGUGACGACCCGCUCGGCACCCUGGACCCCCUCUGGAGCCUCAACAAGCAGUGAGUCCACAGGCCGCUGCUGUCUCUCACUCUACCACCAGGCGUCACUAGAGGCCUGUCGCCCUUUCCAAUCCCGCUUUGAAGAGAAAACUAAACGAGCUGAAUUCUGGGAGAAGUUCUGUUGAUUACCAAGAUGUGCCUGGUGGCAGACGGUCGGGGGGUGAGAUGGGAAGUCGGGGGUUUGAAACCUGAAACACACUUUGCGUCUCCCUGCAUCACUGGUGGCUUCUGGGACCAGAUCACUAUGCACUCGUCUGUAUCUGUUCAUUCUUUCUGUUGCUCUUUGCUGCUUUUCUUUUUAUGUCCGUGACGGAUGGAACCUGCUCUGCACUUCUAGCACCUGAUCCUAACACCCCCCCC
Pleuronectes platessa (European plaice) is the source of this 6101-nucleotide messenger RNA. It is a transcript of the gene ptpn23a, whose product is annotated as protein tyrosine phosphatase, non-receptor type 23, a. The record is from RefSeq and is a predicted model, not a curated record. NCBI's taxonomy places the organism in Eukaryota, Metazoa, Chordata, Actinopteri, Pleuronectiformes, Pleuronectidae. The transcript has 24 exons. Gene Ontology annotation, biological process: endocytic recycling; protein transport to vacuole involved in ubiquitin-dependent protein catabolic process via the multivesicular body sorting pathway; protein dephosphorylation. Bases 76 to 5745 code for a protein of 1889 amino acids. Gene Ontology annotation, cellular component: endosome. Gene Ontology annotation, molecular function: protein tyrosine phosphatase activity; protein binding.